Messenger RNA from Paramormyrops kingsleyae, 6976 nucleotides. The record is from RefSeq and is a predicted model, not a curated record. NCBI's taxonomy places the organism in Eukaryota, Metazoa, Chordata, Actinopteri, Osteoglossiformes, Mormyridae.
ACGGCGUUACUGCUGUCCGCGCUGCUGCAUUGCUCCGCCCUCCCCCCCCCGCACCGAGCGCACGUCUCCCUGCUUACAGCAAACCGCGUACAGGGAGGAGAUCGCACCUUUUCCUGCUCCACAAAUAUAUAAAUCAUGACUAUAUGGUAUAAGAAAGAUAAUGCGGCGCAAAAACCAUCGACGAAGAUUCUUAUCCUGCGUAUUGUGUCGAUUUCUACGGAAGACUGAGCGUAUAGAGAUGUGUAAGACAGGAACACUACGGGCAUCUUUAAUUUAUAUGCGUCAGUAUUAUUGAUGAUUUUAUGUGGCGGAGCUUUCUCCGCAUUUUCCGUCUUCCCAUUCAAUGGUGCAGAGAUUCAGCUGCGUCUACAUGGAGCCGCCCCCGGUCCCUCUUAAUGAGGCGAAUGGGGCGUUGAUCUGGCCGCUUUCUGGAUGUGAAAGUUUCGCGUUUGGUAACAUGGCGUUUAUGUAAGAUCUUCAUGGUUCUCCCCACCCCUAUCGAUAGGCAGCAUCUGCUGCCAUAGAUGCAUCCCGAGGUCCUCCCUGCAGAUUGCUGCAUGGUGUUUUAUGGUGAUAUUGGCUGUGUUGAUCACUACAGAGUUACCCUGCACCCCUGCAUUUCCAUGAUAUGACAGUUCUAAUGUGGACAUGUUCCAGAAACCACUGCGUUCAUGUGCGUCGCAUGCAAUUUACUGCAGGAGACUUUUCAUUUUUUGCCUGGAAUAGAGAACAGAACAUUUUGGAUUUAUCCUGUUACACAUAUUGUUUUUAACCCCUGGAUUGUUUUAAACAAGGAUACAAAAAAUAAAGUUUUUUGGGAAGCUUUAUUACUUUAAGCAUGGCGUGAGACAUGAAUUCAAGGGACAUUUUUUGGCAAUGGGAAGGCUGCAGCCAAGCAGAUGGACUGUUGCAUAUAUGGAGAGGAUUUCAUAUGACAGUUAAUUCAGUGCCAAUAGCCCACUAUACAUAGUCGUGCAGGGAGGCUGGAUUGCUCAGUUUUUCGUGUUUCCCCACCUCAGCAUUGUCCCUGUACUUGUAACCUCCAAACCUGGAGAGUUUCACACGUUUUUGCAGCAUGGCUGUUGCAAUGAGGAAUGCUGCCUAUUUGAUUUGGGUCAGCCUGGUUCUGUGCUGUCUGGCAGAUGUCGGCUCGGGUUUGGAGUUCACGGGGGCAGAAGGCCAGUGGGCCCGGUUCCCGGUGUGGAACGCCUGCUGCGAGAGUGAGAUGAGUUUCAACAUGAAGACCAGGAGCUCCCAUGGCCUGCUCGUCUAUUUCGACGACGAGGGUUUCUGUGACUUCCUGGAGCUGCUGAUACACAAUGGGAAGUUGAACCUACGUUUCUCUAUCUUCUGCGCUGAGCCUGCCACCGUGCUAUCAGACACCGCCGUCAAUGACAGCCUUUGGCACUCGGUGGCCAUCAGGAGGAACUUCAAAAACACCACACUUAUUGUGGACAAGGAGAUUAAGUGGGUGGAAGUGAAGUCAAAAAGGAGGGACAUGACUGUUUUCAGUCACCUCUUUGUGGGCGGCAUCCCCCCUGAGCUGCGAGCGGUGGCGCUCCGGCUGACCUCGGCAGCCAUCAGGGACCAGGUGCCCUUCAAAGGGUGGCUAACUGACCUGAAGGUCAACAGCUCGGAGCCCAUACUGAUCAGCAGUGAGGAGGUCAGAAACAAUAUCUGUGCCAUGGACAUGUGCUUAAAUGGAGGGGUUUGCAGUGUAGUGGAUGACCAGCCCACCUGUGACUGCUCGCAGACUGGCUUCCAGGGAAAGGACUGCAGCGAAGAAGACGUCUAUAUGCCAGGUCUGGCACACCUGAUGAUGGGCGACCAAGGUAAAAGCAAAGCAGGAGCCUUUGGCUUGAUGCACGGCAUCAAAACAUACACCCAAGGAAAAGAGGAAUAUGUAGCAACAUUCAAAGGAUCGGAGUUCUUCCGUUACGACCUGUCAUUGAAUCCAAUCCAGAGUAGCAGUGAUGAGAUCACACUGUCCUUUCGUACGCUGCAGCGUAAUGGUCUCAUGCUCCACACUGGCAAGUCGGCCGACUACGUCAACCUGGCACUGAAGAAUGGUGCUGUUUCCCUUGUGAUCAACCUGGGCUCUGGAGCCUUUGAGGCCCUGGUGGAGCCAGUCAACGGCAAAUUUAAUGACAAUGAAUGGCACGAUGUCAAAGUAACCAGGAAUUUACGUCAGCACGCAGGCAUUGGACACGCUAUGGUCACGAUAUCAGUCGAUGGCAUUCUGACCACCACAGGAUACACACAGGAGGACUACACUAUGCUGGGCUCCGAUGACUUUUUCUAUGUCGGAGGCAGCCCCAGCACAGCAGACCUGCCCGGAUCUCCUGUGAGCAACAACUUCAUGGGUUGCUUGAAAGAGGUGGUCUACAAGAACAACGACGUCAGGCUGGAACUUUCUCGGUUAGCGCAGCAGGGGGAUGCCAAAAUGAAGGUGCACGGGACAGUAGCCUUCAAGUGCGAGAGCGUAGCCACUCUGGACCCCGUGACUUUCGAGACACCAGAGUCUUUUGUGGCUCUGAGCUCUUGGGCAGCCCGUCGGACCGGUUCCAUAUCCUUCGAUUUCCGCACCACAGAACCCAAUGGGCUGUUGCUCUUUAGCCACGGCCGCCCCAAGCCCCGCAAAGAGGCCCGUGGGCCCCAGGCCCUCAAGGUGGACUUCUUUGCUAUCGAAAUGCUGGACGGCCACCUGUACCUGCUGCUGGACAUGGGCUCUGGCACCACGAAGACCCGGGCCGUCAAUAAGAAGGUCAAUGAUGGCGAAUGGUACCAUGUGGACUUUCAGCGAGAUGGGAGAUCAGGUACCAUUUCUGUCAACACGCUGCGCACCAGCUACACGGCACCAGGUGACAGUGAGGUACUGGACCUUGAUGAGCACCUUUACCUUGGUGGGCUGCCAGAGAACCGCCAAGGCUUGAUCUUUCCCACGGAGGUAUGGACAGCCCUGCUCAACUAUGGCUACGUGGGCUGCGUGCGCGAUCUGUUUGUGGAUGGCCAGAGCAAGGAUGUGAGAAGGCUGGCUGAGGCCCAGAGGGCAGCCGGGGUCAAGCCAUCCUGCACCAAAGAGCCUCCCAAGCAGUGCAUCAGCAACCCUUGCCAGAACAGCGGGGUGUGCCGUGAGGGCUGGAACCGCUACGUGUGUGACUGUUCUGGAACCGGCUACCUGGGCCGGUCCUGUGAAAGAGAUGCCACCAUUCUGAGCUACGAUGGUAGUAAGUUUAUGAAGAUCCAGCUGCCGGUGGCCAUGCACACAGAAGCAGAGGAUGUAUCGCUCCGAUUUCGCUCACAGAGGGCCUACGGCCUACUGGUUGCUACCACAUCCCGAAACUCAGCCGACACCCUGCGCCUGGAGCUUGAUGCUGGCCGCAUUCGCCUUACGGUCAACCUAGGCAAAGGCCCGGAGACCAUCUUCGCUGGUUCCAACCUCAAUGAUGAUGACUGGCACACAGUUCGUGUGAUGAGGAGGGGGCGGAGCCUCAAACUAACUGUGGAUGAGUCUCCAUCCUCUGAAGGUCAGAUGGCUGGUGACCACACCCAGCUGGAGUUCCACAAUGUAGAGACAGGCAUUGUGACGGAACGGCGCUUUGUCUCCGCCGUGCCUUCCAAUUUUAUUGGCCACCUGCAGGGCCUUUCCUUCAACGGGAUGACCUACAUCGAUCUCUGCAAGAAUGGAGACAUUGACUACUGCGAGUUGAACGCCAUGAUUGGCUUUAAGAACAUCAUUGCUGACCCUGUGACCUUCCGGUCACGGUCCAGCUUCGUCACGCUCAGCACGCUGCAGGCAUAUUACACCAUGCACCUUUUCUUCCAGUUUAAGACCACCUCACCUGAUGGGCUUAUUCUCUACAACAGUGGUGAUGGCAAUGACUUCAUUGUGGUGGAACUGGUCAAGGGGUAUCUGCAUUAUGUGUGUGACCUUGGCAAUGGGGCCAAUCUGAUCAAAGGCAAUUCCAACAAGCCAUUAAAUGAUAACCAGUGGCACAAUGUGAUGAUCUCCCGGGACACCAACAACCUUCACACAGUUAAAAUUGACACCAAGGUCACCACCCAAACCACUGCAGGUGCCAAGAAUUUGGAUCUGAAAGGUGACCUGUAUGUAGGGGGUGUGGCUAAGGACAUGUACAGGGACCUCCCCAAGCUGGUUCAUGCACGGGAGGGGUUCCAGGGCUGCCUGGCCUCACUGGACCUGAACGGGCGUCUCCCAGACCUGCUGUCAGAUGCCCUGACCAGUAUGGGGCAGGUGGAGCGUGGAUGUGAAGUUGCAUUGAUGAAAGCUGACUUGCAAGGCCCAAGCACCACCUGCCAGGAGGACUCCUGCUCCAACCAGGGCGUGUGUCUGCAGCAGUGGGAGGGCUUCAGCUGCGACUGCAGCAUGACCUCCUUCGGGGGACCCUUCUGCAAUGAUGUGGGAACAACAUACAUUUUUGGACGUGAUGGUGGGGUGAUCGUGUACACCUGGCCACCCAACGAGCGACCCAGCACCCGCUCUGAUCGGCUGGCCAUGGGCUUCAGCACGCAGGUGAAGGAAGCAGUUCUGAUGCGUGUCGAGAGCUCAUCAGGCCUGGGGGACUUCCUGCAACUGCACAUCGAAAAGGGAAACAUUGGUGUCAUCUUCAAUGUUGGCACUGAUGACAUCUCUAUCAAAGAGACAAGCAAGUUUGUGAACGACGGGAAGUACCACAUUGUGCGCUUUACCAGGAGUGGUGGCAAUGCCACCUUGCAGCUAGAUGAGCUGCCUGUGAUGGAGCAUUACCCUACAGGCAACAUUGAUAACGAACGCCUGGCGAUUGCUAGACAGCGAAUCCCAUAUCGACUCGGUCGAGUAGUUGACGAAUGGCUACUCGACAAAGGGCGACAACUCACCAUCUUCAACAGUCAGAGCACCAUAAAGGUGGGAGGCCUGGACCGUGACCGCCCAUUCCAGGGCCAGCUUUCAGGCAUGUACUACAAUGGCCUCAAGGUGUUCAGCAUGGCAGCUGAGGGAGACUCCAACAUCAGGGUUCAGGGCAGUGUACGGCUUGUGGGAGACUCACCGGCCUCCAACACACCCCAGUCCAGUGCCGCAGGAAACCGUUCAGACAGCCACCCCUCCCUCACCGGGAUGAGCACAACGACCGCCACCAACCGGAGAAACCAGCCUGCCCCGCGAGACCCUCAGCAGCCAACAGAUGAUCUGCUGGUGGCAUCAGCUGAAUGUCCCAGUGAUGAUGAGGACAUUGACCCUUGUGAGCCAAGUUCAGCAAACCCCACUGUUCCGGGAGCAAAGGGAUACCCAGGCCCCUCUGAAGUGAUCCGGGAGUCCAGCAGCACCACAGGCAUGGUGGUGGGCAUCGUGGCCGCCGCGGCGCUCUGCAUCCUCAUCCUGCUCUACGCCAUGUACAAAUACCGCAACCGCGACGAGGGCUCCUACCAUGUGGAUGAGAGCCGCAACUACAUCAGCAACUCUGCAACGCAGCCCAAUGGUGCUGUGGUCAAGGAGAAACCACCAGGUGGCAUCAAGAUCUCCAGCAAGAACAAGAAGAACAAGGACAAGGAGUACUAUGUCUGAGGCUUCUCUGUCUCAGCACCAAAAGGAGAGGCCGUCUUCUGUACAGUAAUAAAACUCAAGAUUACUCUUUAUUUUGUUUUCAACUUGGUUUACUGUAAAAAGAACUAAUAUGUUAUACAGAAGCACAUCUAUCCAAAAAAGAACAGCACAUCAAAAAGAAAAAAAACUAUACUUUUCAACUUGAAAGAAACCACGGCAAAUGAGCCGUUUGCCAUUCUUAUUGCUGGGUAACCAGCCAAUCUGGGAGGGGGGUGAUUGUGUGUGAGGGGUGGUGGGUGGGUGAAGGGACCAAAUGCCAGUGUUUUCAAUAAUGUUUCUUCUGUUUGUGUUACUGGGAUAUUUUAUAUAUACAUAUAUAUAUAUAUAUAUAUAUAAAAACUAAUCAAUGUGUUAUUAUUGUGGGUUUCUGGGGCAACUGUGCACAAUUACUGGUUUGGGGGAACAAACCAGAAGUAUGUGGAAUCAACCCUUUUGUUUUGUUUCUAGCAGAAGAGGCAACUGAAAAGGACCAGAGUAUGCCAACCAGCUAAUCUGUCAAAACAGUUACUAAAUAGACUUGUUUUAAAAACAAAGCAAAUAAUGUUGUCUAGAAAAAAAAGAGUAUGGAAGCCUUAAUUUGAAUCCUAAUGUGAAGUUUAAGGAUUAUGUUUCUUUUGACAGGGAUGAGGGGAAAACUCCUUGCACGCAAAGUAUAUUAUAUUAUAUAUGUUUCUAUCCAGUAAAACACAUCUCUGUGUGCUUUCUGGAUUGUGGCUGGUGGUGUUUUAUAGCCUGUUGUAUAGAUGAUGCUACGGUAUAACUGCUCUUCACAAAUUUUUAUUAAAAGAGAAGAAUUGUCAAAAUGAUAAAAAAUUAAAUGUUAACUCAUGGUAUUGACAAAAGUUUGGUUUUUGAUGAUAGCAUUUGCUUUCAAAUAUUCAGUUACGUAUCAUUUUAUGCGUUUAUAAAUAUGUGUUUUAUCAAGCUGUUAAUUAUUUCUGCCCAUGUCUAAAUAUUUUGUCUCAUUCACCUGUUGAUAAAAUUAACUGGGAAUCAACAAAAGUAUAUCAUGUUCAUCACACCAAGGAAACCAAAUAGUUUUGGUGACAGGAAGUCAGGUGAUAUAUCAUAUCAUAGGGUCUCACUCAUAGGAAGUCACAUGAGGUAUCAGGUUCCCAAUGAUAUUUUUUCACACAUAUGUGAGAUGUCAGCUGUCAUGUAUUCAAUAUAAACCAUAUACAUGAAGAGAAUAAAAUUCUCCAUAAAAGGAUGGUAAUUUUACAUUUUCUUUUUAAUUUUAUUUGUAAAUGUACAUUUUCUAGAGUAUUUUGCUUUGGUUUUUGUUACAAUUCUUUAACAACCUCAAAGCAAAAAAUUAUCUUUAAAACAGUUUUGAGAAAUUUAAUUAAAUAAAUGAAAUAUUGCUAAAGUGAA